Molecule: messenger RNA, 483 nt
Organism: Saccharomycopsis crataegensis
Lineage: Eukaryota; Fungi; Ascomycota; Saccharomycetes; Ascoideales; Saccharomycopsidaceae
Gene: SDH5
Product: succinate dehydrogenase assembly factor SDH5
Exons: 1
Coding region: 1-483 (160 amino acids)
Biological process (GO): protein-FAD linkage; mitochondrial respiratory chain complex II assembly; tricarboxylic acid cycle
Cellular component (GO): mitochondrion
Source: RefSeq, a predicted model, not a curated record
AUGAUUUCCAGAACCGCUAGAUUGUGCUCUUCUGCACAAAGAUUCAAUGUUAGAGCCUUCUCCUCAAGUUUGGGUGUUAGAGGCUCCGAGUUGAGAAAUGACAUUAAGGUUACACAGGGUAAAGAUGAUGAACAACUCGAAAUCAGCGUUAAGCCAAUCCCAAGAAUCAAUGAACCAUUAGAAACUAAAAGAGCGAGAUUGUUGUAUCAGUCCCGUAAGAGAGGUAUAUUGGAAAGUGACUUGUUGCUUUCCCGAUUUGCUGCAAAGUAUUUGAAAGGCAUGUCUGAGGAAGAAUUGUUAGAAUAUGACAGAUUAUUAGAUUUGCCAGAUUGGGAUAUUUACUACUGGGCAACCAACAACUUUGAAAUCACCCCUUUGAAAGAUGAAUGGAAAGACAGUAAAAUUUUGAAAAUGUUACAAGAAUUCAGUGUUAAUAGACAGAAAGAAAUUUUGAGAAUGCCAGAGUUGAAAGAGUAUAAAUGA